This is a messenger RNA of Anastrepha ludens (Mexican fruit fly), 2942 nucleotides long. RefSeq names its product trichohyalin. The transcript has a single exon. Bases 159 to 2723 code for a protein of 854 amino acids. The record is from RefSeq and is a predicted model, not a curated record. Lineage: Eukaryota; Metazoa; Arthropoda; Insecta; Diptera; Tephritidae.
GUACUAGGCUAGUUCCAAUAACUCCGAGUGGAAUAUUUUAGCGGACAUAGCAGUUGUACGGAACAGAGUGAAUACUAAGUACAAGGCAGUCAACAAUAAACUUUCGGAUUAUAUUUAGGAGUAGACAAGCUUACAUCGAAUAAAGAAAAUCUUCAGCAAUGCGAUUGCUCAUAGUGUCAGUGGUUAGUUUGCUGGCGGCUAGGAGUUGUGCGUAUCCGGCCACUGUCUCCGGAUAUCCCUACCGUGCUGAGUUGCUUGCCUAUAGUCCAGCGCGUGGAGAAUUUCCUGUGGUGAAUGCAUUAACGUCCGGUUAUGUAAGUUAUCUCAAUCCACAGGGUGCAGAGCAUUUGAUUGGCUACAAAUAUACUGAGCCAGUGAAAAGCAGGAGAAUCACUAACGAAGAAUAUUUAAAUCAGCUCAUCAAGGGGUCACUUAAUAAAGAUGAAGCUGAGAUCACCAAAGCACGUGAAGAACAUUUUCGUUUAUGGUCAAUUCAGCAGUAUGACCAAUAUAGGCAAGAAACUGAGCGCCUUAAAAUGGCUGGUCAGGAGCCCUCAGCUGAUUUGCUUUCAAAAAUUAGAACACUGGAAACUAUCAUUAUUGCCGCAAGACGCGGCGCUAAUGUCGAAAAUCCACUAACGAAGCAAGUACGCGAUGAACAUUUACAGUUAUGGAAUGGGGCACGUCUGGCAGGGCUGCAGCUGGAAGCUGGAAAAACGAAGCAACAAACGGGUGUUGCCGAGUCAUCAGUGCAACCAAAAAUAUAUUUACGUUUCCAAGGCGCAGAGCUGUCUAAAGAGGCACCAUCCCAAAUUGCAAUUGUGGGUGAAACGGCUGAGCAGAAGAAGGCGCGGGAGGAACACUUGCGCAUCUAUCAGGAGCAAUUGCACCGGGUGCAACAGCUGCAGGCAGAAGCGGGAAAAGUUAGCGUCAGCAGCGCGCAUUUGCCGAAGGAGGCGCGUUCUGAGUACGAGGCCAAACAAGGAGAGCAGCAACAGCAGCAGCAACAACAAGAACAAGAAGUAAAAAUUGUGGAACAUUUGAGUUAUUUGAAGGAGACGCCCGAAGUACAGCGCGCCAAAGCGGAACAUUUGCGUUUGUGGAAUGAAGCUAAAUUGCGUGCACAAAACGAAGACUUCAAACCGGAGAUUAAACAAUUACAGAGUGAGCAGUUUGCGACUGAUGGACAGUAUGUCACAAAGAAUGUCGCAUACAAGUCGGAAAAUUAUAAUAGCCAGGACAAGCAGGCACUAAAAGCGUCAAAAACAGAAAAUCUCGAGAAGCAGAGCAAUAAAUACGAAGGCGAACUAAAGAGUACAUCUGCGCAGCAGACCAACGAGAAGUAUCAGGAUUCCAAAUUGUACAUUGACUCACAAACGCCCACAGCCGUCCAGGACACACCAGAAGUGCAACGCGCUAAGGCAGAGCACUUGAAGAUCGUGGAAGAGUUACAAAAGAAAGCACAAUUUAUUGCAGAAACCGACACUGACUCCAUAAAUGGAGCUGAGCCAGCCAUACAACAACCCACGUCCGCACAACCACUUCAACUGUAUACACCAAUCGCCGCCAAUACGCAGACAGCCACUACAAAAUCCAUCUCCGAUGCUGGUAUUUACCAAAGUCAGCAACAGGCGUACGCUGCAGUGCAAGAAACAGCUGAAGUGCAACGUGCACGAGAGGAGCACCUGAAGCUGGUGAAAGAGGCACACUUGAAAGCCAGUCAAUAUCAAUCACAGAACUCCCAAAUUGCCAACGAGCCAAAACCUACGCUAUACGCAGCAGUAGCUGCAUUAGCAGAUAAAUCAGUUGAACAAUUCAAAAACGAAGAGGUGCGUUUACGUGUCGAGGAGGCAAAACAGCGUGAAGCUGAAAUUCUGGCUGAAGCUGAACGUAUUAAGGAAGAGGAACGUUUGCAAGCUGAAGAGCUGCUACGCUUGCAGCAAGAAGAACAGCGCCGCCAAGAGCAGGAACGUUUAGAACAGUCUAAUGAAAAUAAGGAAGCUGUGCACUAUGCCGAAAAGCCGCAACUACCGGCUGUGGAGCAAUCGAAAGAAACGCUCGAACAAUUAAUCCAAACACAAAUCAAAACAGGCAGCGAUCCCAGUGUAACAUAUGACAUCCGUGAAAAGGAAAAAUAUGCUGCCAAUCCAUAUUUACUGCGUUUUGCAACUACAGCGGCAAAUCAGAUUGGUACACCCGUUGCCACUACUGCCUAUUACAUUGGUGCACAGAAGCCUGGACUUCAGCAACAGAACUAUGCCAAUCCCGGUUAUUACUACCUGCGCGAUACCAGCGAUAGUUACAUCAAAUUGGAUAAUCCCUAUUUCCUGCAAUACUUUACCAACCAACAGGGUGGUAAGGCAACCCUGGCAACUGCUGAUGCAGCAUCGCUUUCAUCCGCACUUGCAGCUUUAAACCAAGGGCAAAAGAGCGAACAACCUCCUGUUACAUCGUUCGCUGAGAAACCAAUUGUGCCCAUCAUACCGAUUGCAUCCAUCGCUCCAAUCACCCCAGCAGGAACAAUUGCACCAGUCACGCCAUUAGCUCCAAUCGCGCCGAUUGCCUCUAGCGCCGUCGCGACCAUGAAAAUCGACUAUGGCAAUGAUCCUGCUUUAGCUGCUUUGGAAAAGGCGACACGCGACCAUUUCCGCGCGCAUGAAAUCGCUUUGGAGCAAUUGCGUUUGGCCAACCAAAAGCAACCGGCGCAAAAGGAUUGCUACUGAAAGUAGAGGUUUAAGGCAGUUUUGGCUCUUUACACAGUUUUAUUAAUACGAAUGUAUGCACAAAAAUACAGAUGAUAUUUUUUAUUGAUUCCCAGAUUCGUGAAGUUGGUAUACUCAUGGACUGGGUUGUUCUAUUUAGUUACUAUAAGCCAUAAUUUUUAGUGUUUAUUUAAUGAAGCAAGUAUUGAAAAACAAUAAAAAAAGAGUUUGAUUGAAAAG